GUCAUGGAGACGUUCCUCUCGCAAGUCGAGCAGCUGCCCAGCCUUUUGGCGGCGUCCCGCUCAGGACUGGUGCGAAGCUGGAACCCGGCGACCCUGGGGCGCGCCCUGAGUUGGGGCCGCUUCUUCCAGCAAGUGCACGGCCGCUUCCAGGCCCAGCCCGGCCUCCGGGCCGCUUUGGAACGACGCUUAAGCCGGGGAGGCCUGCUCGGCCGUUUGAAGCGCUGCCCGGAGCUACUGGGCUUGGCGCUGCUGGAGAACCGGGCGCUGCCCGCCGCCGCCCGCCAGCGCCUGUUACGCGGCCUCUUGCUCCCCAGCGCCGGAGGGGAAGAGCCCUUCGCUCACGUCCUGGCGAGGCGCCGGGCCGCCUGCCAGCUUCUCCAGUUGGUGCCUCCUCUCGAGACGUCCGCUGCGACCGGGCCGCGAGCAACGCCGCCGGUGAGAACCCAGGCUCAGCUGCUGCUGUCCCGGCUGCGAGAGGAAAGCGAUGGCGACGGCCACGGAGGCCGCGGCGCUGCUGCCCUCCUGGAGCAGCUCCCUCGUGGCCCCACGCUCUACUGGGCUGUGGCGGCGGCUCUGCUGGAGCCCGACGGGGCAGUGGAAGCCACGGCCACGUUGCUCCCUUGGCUGCUGGGCGACGCAGCGCACUUAGCUACCUUCUGUCGCCUCCUGCCCGCCCCGUGGGUGGCCUCGCUUUGUAACCGGCAUCCUGAACUGCUCGCACCCUAUUUGAAUCUCCUGUCCGCCUGGGGGGCCCGUCUCACUUACGACCCCCUGCACGGGGAGUGGAGAACCGACGACUCGGAAGAGGACGGUGUAUCCUGCCAAGAGAUGCACGAACGUAUCAUCUGCCUCUGCCAGGAGCCAGAGCCUAUUGGUAGUGCAGCAUGGACCCAGAUAAGACGCUUGAAAGCCCAGGAUGGGGACUUCGAAGUCCGAGGCCUGAGUGUUUGGACUGACCUCCUGCUGGACUUGGGCACAUCUGCUUCAGCAAAGAAGCCCUAG
This is a messenger RNA of Varanus komodoensis (Komodo dragon), 1002 nucleotides long. It is a transcript of the gene FANCF, whose product is annotated as FA complementation group F. The transcript has a single exon. Gene Ontology annotation, cellular component: Fanconi anaemia nuclear complex. The record is from RefSeq and is a predicted model, not a curated record. NCBI's taxonomy places the organism in Eukaryota, Metazoa, Chordata, Lepidosauria, Squamata, Varanidae. The coding region runs from base 4 to 1002 and encodes 332 amino acids. Gene Ontology annotation, biological process: interstrand cross-link repair.